AUCAAAUGGAUUGUUCGAUCAUUAAAAUGUUUGCUGUCGGAAAGAGAAAUAAAAAUAAACUUUCCAUUUUUUGCGGGACAAAUUGUGUUCUUUUUUGGAAUCCUCAUCGCGUAAAACAUUGACUCCUUUGCUUUCGAAAAACAACAUAUUUUGUCGCAUGUUUAUUUUCAUUUUUCGAAUUCCUCAAAGCAACCAAGGCUACAAGUGACAGAAGGCCUUUUCCAACCAAAGAAAACCCAGAUUUAAGCGAAAAAUAUAGCCCUACUUCAAGAUGGAGUUAGUGUCAGGUUACCGUGACCGGAUAAUUGAGUUCUCGGAGGCCAUGGCUCAUUGGUAUCGCUGCUUCCAGACCACCCGCAGGGGGCGCAAAGAACCACACAGUGAUUUCUGGGGGUACGAUUUUCCCCGAUACCACAUGGACCGCUCACCAUACUGGAUACUGCACCUGCUGGAUUACGCUGCACCGCCCCCUGCAGUUAUUCCACGGCUAGAACAGGCUGGAGUGGACCCCUCAGAGCUUAUGAGUAGUGAUGGAGAGAGUGUCCUGAUGGUGACUGAUGCCUCUGGCCUGCCCCUGGGCUUUGACGUGCUGGCCGGUGGCUGGGCGGGGUCGCUGGGUGGGGGCGAGGCAGCCGGUGGAGAUGGGAAGGGGGCCCUGGAGACAAUCCAGAAGAUGGUAGGACUGCUGAGACGCUGCAUGGAGGCCCCCAUGACUGGCGGGUUGCCUCGGAGACCACACAUGCUCCACGUCAAUGACAAGAAGCUUCACAGGUUGCUGAGCAGGUGUGAGAAGGCCCUCACCAUUCUGAAGGUGGUUCUGUGGCCCCAGGCCCUGGGUGACUGGGGCCUCACGGAGGUGGAGCAGGUGGACGGAGGAGAGUCCUUCAGCAUGCGCUGGCCUCCGACAUGCUACUGUCAUGUGUGUAAGAAACACUCCUUCCCCAGUCAGCUGAAACCAUGUCUCUUUCCUUUUUCUAUUCCUACACUACCCCUCCCCUCUCUCUUUUUGUUCCCUCUUCGGUAUGUUGUUGUUUUCUCUCGUCCCCAUAGUCCCCAGUGCAAGGCUGUCCUGUACUGUUCUGACCAGUGUUCCCAGACAGACCAGAUCCGCUGUCCAGAGGAUACCAGUCACCAGCACUGGUGUGAAAAACUGUCCCGCUACAUGAGCCACGACUCACAGCUUGCCGAGCUGCCGUUCAGCUACGCCGCAGAGGUGACAGCUGUUGAUUUUGACCUGGAACACUUCCUGAAUAAGAAUAAACUGGACAGUGGCUACUGGGUGCACUGGAGCCUCCUGGUGCGCUCCCCCAGAUAUGAGCUCCAUCCCACAGUGGAACAGUCCAGAGAUCAAUGCCCCCACUGGUUCACAGGUCACAGUGAGCCCUUUGGACCCCUGAAAAGGGAGGGAGACAUCCUGCUCUGUAGCCCAGCUCCUCAUGCAGUCCCCAGCGUCACCAAACCACUGGUGUUGUGGAGUCAGUACUGUGAGUGGAGAGGUAUCAGUCUGUCCUCUCCUGCAGCUGUUCUUCUCAGCUCCCCUCUCUCCAUCUACUACAUAAUCACGUCGCUGGUGCCCAAAGACUUUCCAGAGCUCAACAUUCAGAAGAAGCAGUCUCUAAAGAUCCACAUCAUCGACUCCUACAGGGAGUUCCACUGUCUCAAGGUGUUCUGGGAAUUGUCCAUUCUCCUGCCGCACAUGACCUUUGAACUGGUGUUCAUAGGAGAGGGACUUCCCCCUGAGAGUGACGAGGAGCAGCUCUUUCUGCAGAAGAAGGACGGCUGUGUCGACCUGGUUAACCCCAGCUUCGCCCCGGAUGAGAAGUUGGACAGGAGAAGUAUCCGGGUCAAAGGUUACCGCAGGGCCUAUCACAUGCUGCAAGGGCCCAAGCCUGACCUGGUGAUUGGCUUCAGACCGGCGAUCCAGCUUCAGGAGUCGUGGCUCAGCACACUCCCUAGGCUCCAGUCCCUGAGGGUUCCAGCCUACUUCUGUGAGGUCGGAGAGUUGAGUUGUGAGUGCAGCCAGCAGGUGAUGAGCCAGGCCACCGGGGGUACCCUCUCCCCUCCACACGUCAACCCCUUCCACUGCCCCCUGCGCAUCACUGGAGGAGAUAACAUGCUGCCCUGGUAUUCCAAUGCCUUCAUCUUCCAUCUGAGGUACAAGCCCCUACAUAGUGAGAAACGACCUUCUGUGGCCUACCCCAAAGCCCCGCCUCUGCAGGUAGAGCCGGCCAAUCAGGAACCUGACUACCCUGUGAAGAUGAGUCGCAGGGAUAGGAAGCAGGCCGCCCGCAAUAUGCCACGCAAACGCAAAUGAUGAUAAUGACAUGCACACAGGUACACACUCAAACACAAACAUAUACACACAUACACACACACACUGGCACAUACACAACACACACUGGCACACACUGGCGCGUGUGCACACGAGGUUACUCUCAAUGAACAGACUCAGGGCAGACUACCACUUUAGCUGAACUAGCCUUUUCAUUAAACAAGACCAAUCAUAGACUC
This is a messenger RNA of Salmo salar (Atlantic salmon), 2511 nucleotides long. RefSeq names its product zinc finger MYND domain-containing protein 15. The record is from RefSeq and is a predicted model, not a curated record. Gene Ontology annotation, biological process: negative regulation of DNA-templated transcription. Gene Ontology annotation, molecular function: histone deacetylase binding. NCBI's taxonomy places the organism in Eukaryota, Metazoa, Chordata, Actinopteri, Salmoniformes, Salmonidae.